AUGGAGAUGCUUAAAACAAUCAUAAAGAAAAUUUUCUUUCUACCGUUUCCCUUCUCUCGUGUCUCUCUUUUAUUCCCCAUUUCUCUCUCGUCUUUUUUAUUACCCCCCCUUCCCCUCUCGCGCGCAUACCCCCCCCUUCUUCCUUACCCCCUCUCGCGCGCGUACCCCUCUUCCUUCCCCUCUCGCGCGUACCCCCCUCUUCCUUCCCCUCUGCGCGCGUACCCCCUCUUCCUUCCCUCUCGCGUACCCCCUCUUCCUUCCCCUCUCUCGCGCGUACCCCCCUCUUCCUUCCCCUCUCGCGCGUACCCCCCUCUUCCUUCCCCUCUCGCGUACCCCCUCUUCUCUUCCCCUCUCCUUCCCUCUCGCGCGCGUACCCCCUCUUCCUUCCCUCUCUCGCGCGCCCCCCCUCUUCCUUCCCCUCUCGCGCGUACCCCCCUCUUCCUUCCCCCUCUCGCGCGUGCCCCCUCUUCCUUCCCCCUCGCGCGUACCCCCUCUUCCUUCCCCUCUCGCGCGCGUACCCCCCUCUUCCUUCCCCUCUCGCGCGCGUACCCCCUCUUCCUUCCCCUCUCGCGCGCGUACCCCCUCUUCCUUCCCCUCGCGCGCGUACCCCCCCUCUUCCUUACCCCUUCUUCCUUCUCGCGCGUACCCCUCUUCCUUCCCCUCUCGCGCGUACCCCCUCUUCCUUCCCCUCUCGCGCACCCCCCCUCUUCCUUCCCUCUCGCGCGUACCCCCCUCUUCCUUCCCCUCUCGCGCGCGUACCCCCUUCCUUCCCCUCUCCGCGUACCCUUCUUCACUUCCCUCGCGCGUACCCCUCUUCCUUCCCCCUCUCUCGUGACUCUUUUUAUCUCUCUUUUGUCCUUUCUCUUGUCCCCUCCCAUUUCUCCUGUCUUUCAUAUACAUACAAAAAAUUGUUUAUUGAAUAUCUGUGGCCCUGUCAAUGUAUUUGCUUGA
This is a messenger RNA of Acanthosepion pharaonis, 951 nucleotides long. Lineage: Eukaryota; Metazoa; Mollusca; Cephalopoda; Sepiida; Sepiidae. The record is from the annotation of a GenBank genome assembly.